Owenia fusiformis is the source of this 5746-nucleotide messenger RNA. The record is from the annotation of a GenBank genome assembly. Lineage: Eukaryota; Metazoa; Annelida; Polychaeta; Sabellida; Oweniidae.
GUGAGCUUCUUAUAAACACCGCUGCAAAUGAAAAUGCUGUUAGACAAAUGAUGGCUGUACUAAGUGAAAGCUAACAAGGAAUUUUAACAUGACCGUUGUUUUAGUUUGAAUUUCAUAAACUUCAGGAUCUGCACAUCAUAUAUCAGAUAAGAUGUUAUAACAAUAGUGCCUCAGUCUGUCUAUGUUUAGCUUCAUUAAAGGCUUUGUAAACAAAGGUAUAACAGCUUUAUCAAAAAUGACAAAAUCAUCUAAGGUGCCCGACAAUGAUACCUCAAAAGGUGCUAAAGCUCAGCCAGGACGGAACAAAGCCAGAAAAAGUUUUGAAGUCAUCAAAUCUAGAUCAAAUGUUCAGAGUGUCUCUCCAGACCGUAAGCCAUUCCCAAAGCACAAAGCCAGGAAAAGUCCACCACAUGGCCCAACUUCAGAGCUUAUUUCAAAAAUGAGGCAGGAACAAUCAAUGGAAAAAGUCAAAAAGUCUUCUUUAGGGAAAGUAAAACUUAAGAACAAAGCUAGAAAGAGUAUGCCACAGUCUCCUAUUGGGAAGAAAGAAAUUGAAGAUGUUACCACUGUUAACUUAUUCCCAAUUGCAAAUGUUUCACUAAAGCUACCGGAAAUACAUGAUGCAUUUGGAAUUGAUGAACCCAAGAAAACACAGGAUGUUAUAUUUCGUAAGAUGAAACCAGAAUCAAGGUCACAAUCUGAGAAUUCUGGGAAGGGAGACGAUGCAAAGAAAACAAGAUUAAAAAAGCGCAAACGGUUAAGAAGAUUUAGAGGCGGAACUUAUAGCCUGGGAUUUAAUAGUACAAAAAAUAAAAACAAAAAGUCUAAAUUAACAUCAUCUCAAACACAGGAACACAAGACUAAUACAAAUGAAUCAAUUUUUAGUGAUAUGAAUCGUGACCAUCUCAGGACCAGUAGUAGUAUCAAUCAAACAAAUCUUCACCAAUCGUUGACAAACAUGUUAAAAAACGACAAACUCGAAAUACAGGAACAGCUUCAACGAGUCAUACAAAGUGGGACACAAAUAGUUGAUAUCGAUCCCAGUAGAACAAGCUCAUCCGAUGAGUCCAUGAAAAGUCGACCUAUGUCAUCAUUGAAUUCAUCUUCAGAGUCAUCACAGCAUCAACCAGGUUUUACUUCUGCAUCCAAUCAUUCAGCUAUUGUAGAUGCUUCAUCAUUAGAUUCAGAUGCUUCAUUAGAUGUGGCUUUCUCCCAAUCAAAGGGAUCCUCCUCUCCUACUGCAAGGAAACAAAUGACAAUUGCCCAAACUCUUGCAAGGCCACUUCCUGAGGAUAGAGCCCAUCCAGGUGCUGACUCUAUUAGAUUGCUUAGGAAGAGGAAACCUGGGGGAACAGGGGGAAGCGGGUCUCAGUCUGAGGCUGAAUCAAGUGACACAGAAAAACAUACUCGGAAGAAAGGAAAGAAGCCAAGAAUUCAAACAGACUCAGCUGUUGGUUUAAGUGAAGGGGGUGUGAAUGAGACUAUAGGUGGAGCUAGUGUGCCUUCUUUGGGUGAGCCUAGCACUGUGAUUCCUCUCUCGUUAAAGUAUGAGCAUCAACAAACUCAACGUGCUAUUGCAGAAUUGGAGAAUGGGAAAUUUGUGAAUACUCCUGAUGGUUUAAUGUAUCCCGUGACACCCCCUGAGACUCCCGAUCACUCGCAUAAUAACAGCCCUAUCCCUACCCAGGCCAAGGGCUCCCUGAAAGACCUUAUACCAUUGUGUUGCUGUAAAAUAACCAGUAAUUCAUAUGCACCAAAUAGUAAAGGCAUGUAUUGUCAGGCAUUGGAUACAUUGCUUAACAAAAUCUGUGGCUGCAGUAACAAGGUCACUGGAGGUCUUUUGGUGCGUCCUGCUCCUAAAGUACCAUUUAUGGCUGUCUGUGAAGUCCACAGGAAGCGUCUAAAGGUGCAUCAUUGUUGUCCUGGAUGUGGUCACUUUUGUGCUCAGGGAACAUUUUAUCAAUGCAAAGUGGAUGAAACGGAUCCACAUAUUUUCCACAAGCAAUGUCAGAUCCAGAGAGGUGGGGGUACAUACUGCCCUCACUGUGGGGAGGAGAGUGUCCAUGAGGAGGUGACUAUGUCACCAAAUGAUAUAAGACAAUCAUUAGGUGUCACAUCAGCAAUGGAGGGAUCUCCUAAUCUCAAUGCAACUGCCAGAAUGGGCUCAUUAGUAAAGAAGGGAUCAAAUGCUGAUGAUGAUGAUGAUGCCACUCAGGAACCACCAGCUAUACCUCUAGGGCCAGAUGGCAAAGCUUUACAAGAAAUGAUCUCACAAUUCGUGGCAAUAAAAAACAAGGGACCACAACGACCAAAGUCAUAUGCUACAUCCUUCCUAAAGGCAGCAGCCACAGGUGAACUAUGGAGAAUCAUACAGAUGUUAGGUGAAGGCUUUAAUCCUAACCGUAAGUUUGAUGGUGGUGAGACAGCACUCCAUGCAGCUGCCAGUUCUGGCUACCUGUCCAUUGUACAUGUACUUAUGGAGGCAGGAGCUGUUGGUGACGUAUUCAAUGAGGAACUUGUGACACCUCUCAUGAAGGCAGCAGGCAAUAACAAUGUCGCAGUAGUCAGGUACCUGGUUGCCGCGGGGGUCGUGGUGGAUUCAAAGGGAGAAUAUGGUAUGUCUGCAUUGCAUCUUGCUUCCAAGGCAGGUCACCUAGAUACCAUACAAUAUUUGUUAUCCACUGGCAAGAUAGAUGUGAAUAUCAUGGAUGAUGGGGGCUGGAGUCCAAUCAUAUGGGCUACUGAACACAAGCAUGAGAAGGUCGUGAAAUAUCUUGUUAAACAAGGUGCUAAUCCUAAUCUAAGAGACCAUGAAGAGAACACUGGUCUUCACUGGGCAGCCUACUCAGGUUGUGUUGCAAACAUGGAGUUGUUCCUUGACUGUGGAUGCAGCCCAGAAGCUGUUAAUGAGCAUGGUGACAGACCUUUGCAUAUAGCAUCUAGACAGGACCAUUAUGAGGCAGUUGCGUUACUCCUGAUAAGAGGUGCUGACAGUCAAGCGAGGAACAAUGAGAAUGAACUGCCUAUCAAUUGUUGCCUAGACAGUACUAGUAAGGUGUACUUGGCUUUAGAAGUAAAUAAACAUCUUAAAGAUCUUGCUACAAAUAAACUCCACAAACCCACAAGAUUACUUCACAGAGAUGUAUCCUGUGGUAAAGAGGCAACACCUAUUCCAUGUGUUAAUGGCUCAGAUAGUGAAAACUUCCCACAAGAUUACAUGUACCUUGUAGCAAAUGUAGAGACCAUACCUAUGAAUAUCAACAAAAUAGUUACCAGUAUUCAGUACUGUAAGUGCAGAGAUGAGUGUGGAUCACCUCUGUGUGUGUGUGGUAGAAAUAGCAUUAAAUGUUGGUACAACAAAGAUGGUCGACUAAGUGACGACUUCAAUAUGAUAGAGCCCCCGCUUAUAUUUGAAUGCAAUAAAGCAUGUGCCUGUUGGAGCUCUUGUCGGAACAGAGUCGUUCAAAAUGGAAUUACGUGCCGAAUGCAGUUAUUUAAAACAGUAGGUAGAGGCUGGGGAGUGCAGACACUUCUUGAUAUUCCUAGAGGAUCUUUUAUAUGCGAAUACGUAGGUGAAUUGAUACCUGAUGCAGUAGCUGAUGAGAGAGAGGAUGAUUCAUAUCUCUUUGAUCUUGACAAUAGGGAUGGAGAUACAUUUUGUAUAGAUGCUCGUAAAUAUGGAAAUGUUGCACGAUUUAUAAACCAUCGUUGCGAGCCAAACAUUGUUCCUGUGAAGGUGUUUAUCGACCAUCAAGAUUUGCGCUUUCCAAGAAUAUGCUUCUUCGCAUCUAGGGAUAUUAAAGCUGGGGAGGAAUUGGGGUUCGACUAUGGUGAAAAAUUUUGGAUGGUAAAAUGGAAACAUUUUCUAUGUCAUUGUGGGUCAGAUAGAUGCAAAUACUCUAAAGUUACUAUCCAAGACACUCUAGUUGACUUCAAGAAGAGACAAUACGACAGUGAUAGUCCUGAUGAUUUAGAUUAAUCAAAAAUUCUACCAUCAGGGCUAUCACCGAGGAUUUGGAGAUUCUGGAUCUGUUUGAAAUAUUUGUCUCUGAAAUUGUUAUUGUUUUAAGAGAAUUUAUGUGUGAGUUUGUAUUCUGAUGCAUUAAUAUUCUCAGUUUGAGCAAUUUAUUUGACACGGAUCCUGAAAGACAGUGAUGUUAUGAAUACUUCCAUACUCCUGCAUUCGAUUUUAUGUUGUUCGUAUUGUAAUGGAUUUUAUACUGGAUGAUUAUAAAGAUAUAUAUUUGGUUUUAGUGAUGGAGUACUGUGAGGAUUGCUUUGGUUUAAUUAGACCCUGUAUGUCUAUUAUAAAUGAUGUAUUAUUGGGAUAUGGUUACUAAACAUAAAUUUACACGCUUAAAAGGAACUAGGCUAUACAAUACAGGAAUAUGGUGAUUUUAUAGAGAAUAUUAUGGGAUAUAAACUCUUCAUUGUGUUAUUCCUUCAAACUUGCUUUUUAUCAACUAAAUAGACCUUUCUGAUAAAUCCCGUCCACUUUUCCUCCAAAAACAUGGUAUGUUUGAUGGUUUAAUAUUGUGAUACAGUAUAUCGGAACUGUGUUGCAUUUUAAGAAAUUCUUCCAAAUCGGUAUUGUGUUCCUCAUACGUUGCAGUAAAACUGUACAUUCUAUCCAAUAGGUGGCGUGAUUUACUGGAAUUGUCUGUUUCUCCUCAAAUGUUUGAGGAUGACUGCUCCCUACAUUCGUUGUGAUGAUCAUGUAAACAAGAACAGUUAUAAACAAUGCAAAAUGGAAAACACUCAAGUCAACAUUUUGAUAUUCUUUCUCUGCCACUUUGAUAGGAAAGAGGAGGGACCUUGAUUAUCAAAAUGACAUGAAAUGAGUGGCCACAUUAUUUUUUGUCAGAUAUUACUACAGUAAUAUGCUUGUUAGGUUAUUUUAAGCACUGUCAUGUAGCAACAAGUAACCAGUAUAUUAUAACAAUACAAGCAUUUAUAAAUAUCCAGGCAAAUGCUAGGCCUUAGUCUGUGUACCACUAAAACGAACGCUCAAGAGUGGUAUGCGAAAUGAAAUUAAAACUACGUGUAUUGUUUUAAAUAAUGCUUGACAUAAGUAUACUGUACUUAUUAAAAGAUGUCACCCUUGCAUUGUAAUAAAACAUUAAAUGUUACAUUGGAACUUGUAUUGGCCUUGGCGUGAUCAGGAAAUUAGUUAUACACAUAACACUACACAAUUACAUUACUUUUAAUGUUUAGUUUUAACAGUCCUAAUUUAGUUAUUAGUGAUUUCUUAAAAAUGACAGUUAUAUACUAAUAUGUUCUCCAUGUUAAGCUCUUGAAAGUGGAGGUCUUGACUUUAUAAAUGUGACAGACCUGUGACCUUAAUGUUUAUAAAAAGUAAGAAAAAUCAAGUGUUUUUCUAAUGUAGCAUUGUAAAAAUACCAGGGUAUAUUUUAAGUACUUUUAGAAAAUUCAUGAUCAUUUUUUAUAACUCCACUUUACUUUUGCAAAUACGUUUUUGCACACACUGUUGUAACAGAUUUCACCAUAGCAGAGGCUAUAAAAUAUCCUUAAAAUGGUUAACAGCUAAUUCUAAAAAUGGAUAGAUCAUAAACUGGCUCUCAACCAUUUUUGUGUUUCUGCAUGAAACUGAUAGACUGACACCCCCUCUCUUCCAGGCUAGGAUAAACAUAAGGUUCGAAAUUAGGCUUUUAUUUCUUCAGUUAAUUAUGGCAUGGGGCUUAUUAUCCCAACGAACGAAGUCCGGUAGGGAUAAAGUGAAGCCCUC